Molecule: messenger RNA, 4195 nt
Organism: Cephus cinctus (wheat stem sawfly)
Lineage: Eukaryota; Metazoa; Arthropoda; Insecta; Hymenoptera; Cephidae
Gene: Nost
Exons: 8
Coding region: 66-3344 (1092 amino acids)
Cellular component (GO): cytoplasm; plasma membrane
Molecular function (GO): protein binding
Source: RefSeq, a predicted model, not a curated record
GGUCGAACAGUUUUGAAAUCUCCUGCGUUUGAAGUCUUCGCGGGUAGAUUAAUCAGUGGCUGAUAAUGAACGAAGUGAAGCAAGUUUGGACGUCUUUGAGAUCACCGAGAACCUCAACGACCCUGAUAAAUAAUACCAACUCAAAUACGACUUGGUACGACGUUCCGGCACCUGUUAUAAUACACAAUAGAGACUUCUGUGAAGACACGAGUGCCAUCGGUACGAGUUCUGAGAGGAACAAAGUCGAGACAACUCCUUGCGAAUUGUCAAGGAUGGAUGAGGUGUCGAAGAAGCAUAAUAUGCAGCAAAAUAAGAUGGUGCAAGAUGAAGUCUUGUAUCAGAAUAAUGUUGAAGCAGCUUUGAAUAGCCUGAGUAAGAUAUGCGUAGAGCCGUUGAAGGCUGAGAUGGAUCUUGAUAUGAGUACUGAUAACAGUGAGAAAGAGGCUAGUCCUGGACUCAAUUCGGAAACUGAGGAAUCUAAUCAGAGAAGAAGACACAGUUCCAGCGUAGAGAUCGCAGCUACGAGUUCAUUGACUAUCGGAGAGGAUGGGAUGCCGAGUAUUAGUUUCAGCUUCUUGCAAACUGAGGAUAGCACGAAGGUCAUCGAGGCGAAGGAUAAGGUCGUAAAGGACGAAGAGAAGGAAAAGGUCGAAGCAGGAAUUCAGGAUCAGUUGUAUGACUUCCCUAAGAGUCCAACUGUCGAAGCCAUCAACGUCACAGGCAGUUCAGCUGAUACGAAGCGACGUAAGGAUGAUGAUAAUAUUGAUGAGAAAAAUACGAUCGAAGAUGAUCUGUACGAUGUACCAAAGUCUGCUAAGGAAACAAAUGAUUCUGUUACCAAAGAUAGCGAAACUAUAGAGUCCUUUAAGGAGGAUGAUUUAAAUUUACCUAGUUCCGAGAGGAAGAAUGACAGCAAGCGUUCCUCCAGGUCACUGAAGUCAUCGAGAAGCAUGAGGGUCGCGGAAUCCGACAUGACUGAGACUCUUGGAAUAGCGUCAGGAUCUUAUUCCGAUCCGGAAUGUCCAGAAGGUCUGUCAUCCCGUCAUAGUAAACGCUUGAAACGUCAGAAACGUCGACUGGGCAAAGCGUGGGGGAAAAUGCGAAGUUGGCUUAGAGACGAGAAGUCCAGAUUCGGUGAAGUAGUUGCGAGACACGCUAGGUUACAGGCUGUGGGCGCCUUGCAGUCUGAUCAAGAGGAAUAUACCAGAGGUCAAUGUGGGUCCUAUGACCUUACCAAAGAACGUAGCUUAAACUUAGGCUCGAUCACUCGAGUCGAGGAGUUUGGAUUAUCUUCAGUGUCCGAGGAAGGCAACGUGUCCGAUACGGAACGACCGUCCAGUUCCUUCGAGCAUAGCGGGAAGUCUUCCGAGCUGAAUAAGGAAGACGUGGAAAAGAUAGAGCACGGAAAUGGAAAUUUAAGAAAGAAGACUGUCAGUUCUGAGAAUAUAUUAGGAAGUGCAAAAAUCAAAUUCGCUCCGGUCUCGUUCAGCAUGGAUAAAUUGUGUUCCGACGGGGAGAAUGAGGACGCCAGACAAGAGGCUGAGGGCGAGACUCGAGACGCUGCUGGGAAAGGCGGCCUAAUUAAGAGAAGAAUGCUCGGGUCAAUCAGGGGGUUAAUGGCUUCUACUCAUCUGAUCCAACCUCAUGAGAUCGAAGAGGGUGGUCAGGGCGGAUUCGAGGAAGUUCGAAGAUACGUCAAGCAGGGUGGUGACUUCUGCAAGGAACUCGCUGCUAUCUUACACGAGAGAGCUGAACUUGAAGCUACCUAUGCCAAGGGUCUCAGCAAACUCAGCGGUAAGCUGACCAAAGCCUGUUCAAAGGAUCAAGGUGGAAAUAGUGCAGGCGGCGUAAAUGAGGCUUGGCGAUGCGUCGGAGAGGAAAUGGAAGCUGCAGCUGAAGCUCACAGAGUGUUAGGAGUGGCUCUCGGCGAACAACUGGCUAAACCGUUACGAGUCGGUGUCGCAGAAGCACAAGGGCGCUCAAGAAAAGUUAUUGAGAAUUCCGUAGACAAGGCUUCAAAAUCUUUACAAGAGUGGAGAAGCAUUGCUGCCAAGAGUAAAAAACAGAGCUUCGCAUGUGCAAGGGAAAAUGAGAGACUCCAGGAUCUGGCGAGGAUACAGUCAAUCAGUCAGGGUCAGCAGAAUAAUAACAAAUCUUCAAAUCAUCAUAUGACAGAGAAGGAGGCAAAUAAGCUUGAAACUAGAAGAAGAAAAGCAGAGGACUCCUCGAGGAGAGCAGAUACCGAGUUCUACACGAUUAGCGUGAGAGCCGAAAGAGCCAGGCUAGAGUAUGAGAGCACAGUACGAAAAGGUGCUAAGCAAAUGGAAUUAUUAGAAGAAGAGCGACUAAGUGCAUUGAAGGAUUUGGCCAAUGUCUACUUAGCACAUUUGCAGGCACUUGCGCCACGUCUUCAGCAGUUUCUAUUCAUUCGUAUCUUACAGAGCGCUGACAGACUGUCUACUCCUGUACGAAAUUGCAAUGUCUCCCAGGAUGUGGAAAUCCUGAAAAACCUGAUUCGCAGAUUGGAUAAUAACGACUCAUCGAACGCGGAACAACUUUUGCCUGACUUCUACGCGGAGCAUGUGACCCUGGCAAUGAAUAGGGAGAGACGAAAACAGGCGCUAGUGAGAGUGCUUCACUUGAUAAGACAGGACUUAGAAAGAGAGCGGCGGGGUCGUGAAGGCUUGGAAACUUUGCACAGGGCUUUUAUAAAGACACCUGCCUUUGCGGCCGACGAGAGCACGCAGAACGUUACGGAUAAAUUGCAUCAUAUGCGCUCCAUGUUAACAUAUUUGGAAGCUGCUCGCUACAAAGUAGGCGGCACACUUGCUGAAAUAGAAGGUAGCCAACGGGGAAAGCAUCCUUUGGCAGAGCAUAUUCUGGUGUCUAGAGACAAGCAAGGUCUACAGCAAAGUGUCCUCAAGGUUCCUUCAUGGGCGAAGAACGAGUCAUUCGAAACUCAGGAGGGUCAGGAUGAACUUGAUGUUCACCUAACAAAAGAUCGUGAAAAUGUUAAUCGCGACUGGGUGGAUAGAACAGCAGGUGAUGGUAAUUCUGAAAAUCCUCCAGAGGAAGAGGACUUUAGUGACUUCGAUGAGUUCAGCAGCCACUCCGAGGACAAUAAUAACCAGGAAAUAGAUACUUCGGAGAUAUCGACGAAAAAUGAUACGAGCGAACAGUGCAGAGCCAUGUAUCAGUAUUCGGCCAAUUUAAAUGAUGAGCUGAGCCUAAAUCCUGGUGACUUGAUAACCAUUCACGAGAAACAGGCUGAUGGCUGGUGGAUCGGUGAGUGCAGAGGACGUACUGGUAUAUUCCCAGCUACAUACGUUCAAGUGAUUCACUAGAUCAUAUGAUCCAGAUGAUAUCUAAUGUAUCGAUCGUUUCAAGUAUUGAAAAAUAGGCGAUGCAUUUUACUGUGGAUGCACAAGAGACAGUGAAUAGGUAUGCAAAUGUCAAGUGCACAGAAUAAUCUAAUGAAGGUCGAUGGACAUAUAAUCGGUUCCAAACUACUGAACGACUGUCGUUAUGAAAAAUUUUUAAAUUAUUAUCAAGGAAACGUGUUUUGAUGGAAAUCUGAACUUUAUAUGAAAUUUUAUAAUGUGAUUACUUAUACUUUCUAAAACUGUUCAGACUGGCUAAUGUCGAUGGCAUCGUAAAGCUAGUCUAAACUAGACCACGGCUAGUUUUGAUUAGUCAGGCAAACAAUCUGGGAAUUGGGAUAGCCGUUCGAUGCUUCGAUCAUUAUGAAUUUGAAUGAACGCCGUUGUUCCACUUCCUGAGAAUGUGAAACGUGCACGACGUUAGGUGGGCGCAUACUUAGUAUUUUCGAUAAAUGAUUUUUUUUUUCGAAUCCCAGGUUACUAUAAGCUUUCUUAUUUAUUGAGAGAUAUUUAAUUGUCAUAAACUACGGCCUUUCUUAGUUAAAUCGCAUCGCAUCGCAUCGCCAUUGUUCAUGGGUGUUUUGGACGUUUUCCCAUAAGAAAAUUAAAAGCAUAAAAUGUCACAAUGGUAUUUCUCGUUUGGCGAGUGUAAUUUAACUGUGAAAUAAGUGACGAUACGACCAAAUAAUGCAUAUUGUAUAUAACAUUGCGUCAAGGGUGUUCAAUUGUAAAUAUCAGCGUAGAACAUAAUAACGUUUAAUUAUUUAAAAGACAUUUUACAGCAUUAAGAUAAUAAAAGCAUUUAUUUACUUAGA